This is a messenger RNA of Trematomus bernacchii (emerald rockcod), 5689 nucleotides long. It is a transcript of the gene xirp1, whose product is annotated as xin actin binding repeat containing 1. Gene Ontology annotation, cellular component: stress fiber; focal adhesion. Gene Ontology annotation, biological process: actin cytoskeleton organization; actin filament organization. Bases 17 to 5230 code for a protein of 1737 amino acids. Gene Ontology annotation, molecular function: actin filament binding. The transcript is spliced from 8 exons. The record is from RefSeq and is a predicted model, not a curated record. NCBI's taxonomy places the organism in Eukaryota, Metazoa, Chordata, Actinopteri, Perciformes, Nototheniidae.
UGUAAGAGGGAUUGCUAUGGCGGGAUUUGGCCUGAGGAGGACCCAGUCCCUGAAGAGCCUCUCUGGGGUUCAGGAGAGGUCAUGGGUCAUGCCAGCUCUCACCCGCUGGGACAGGAAGUCUGUCUCUCAGCUGGUGCAACAUUACCAAAGCUGUGCUGACCUGAGCAGUAUUGAAAAGGAGGAUCAUAAACUCAAGGUGUCAGAAAGCUGUGUUGACGGUGGAUUGAGGAGGCUGGACACUGGAGGGGAGAAUUUGGCCCUUAGCGGGUCUGGAAGAAGCUCUAAUCUGUCCAGGAGCUGCUCCAUGGACUUCCUCCCUCAGAGGGAGCCUUCAGGUACCAGAGCUCUGUGCGCCCUGUUUGAGUCCAAGGCUGGCCUUCAUAAAAGCUUCACCAGCAGCCCCCGGCUCAACACUGGCAGUAAGACAGAGAGAGACUGCCCUCUGCAGGACUGGAGAAGUCCCAACACCUCCUUAAAGGAUACAACCAAUCAGAGAGCUGACCAGGUGGAAGGAAGGAAGGCCAUGAACGGACUCCCAGAGUCUUCUGCCAGAGCAUCGAGACACUCACAUGAUGAUAAAUAUAGUCCAUCACUGACUAAAGGGGAGACGCCAGCAAGACAAAGCAGACACAGGAUAUCUACUUCCUCCUCGGUGAGAGACAGAUCAGCUCUCUAUCUGUCAAGAGCAGCAGCUAUCGACUCCACAGGAGGCUCAGCACAGCCAGAAAUUGUCAGUACUUCAGGAACAAGAGCUAAAAACAUCAAGAUGGCUGAACCAGCCAGGAAAAUCACAGUUUCCCAAUCAGCUCACGAUGAAGACAACCUGCCUCUCCCACCACCUCCUCUCGUACCACCUAGACCCGUUGACUAUGAAGGGCCUUCCGCCUUCAGUAAUCUCCCUCCGCCUCCACCCAAAGAAAGCUUUUCCUCGAUCCAACAACAACGGCAGAAGAGUGAGCUAAAGAGGCUCUUCAAACACAUACACCCAGACCUAAGGGCAAGUCUUGAUGAAGUAGAUGACGAUGAGAUAAUGAAGGCAGUGCAGCAAGAAAACACUCAGGCAGCGGAUGCAGCUUAUCAAUGUGAAGUGCAGUCCAUGAGGUGGAUCUUUGAGAACUGGACUCUGGAUAAUAUUGGGGAUCAUCCUCAUGAAACCAAGAAGCUACUGGAUGAUGAGGAGUUAACAGGUGGAAACGUCAGGGGCACCUCCUCCAUGUUUGAGCACAUUGACAGCACCCAACAAAUGUCUGCUAAAAGACAGACUUCUGUCAGAGGUGAUGUUAGAACAUCAACGUGGCUGUUUGAGUCCCAACCCUUAGAUUCUCUAAAUAAAUUAAAAAGAGAAGAAGGUGAACUGGUUGAAGCAGUGCUAAAAGAUUCAAUCCAGCCAGGAGACGUGACAGGGGCACGGCUGCUUUUUGAGUCUAAACCAUUGAGUACCUUGGGACGCUGCAACUCCAUAGAAGACUAUAGCUUCCUAAAAUUGAGAUCUGAGCUUCAGGAGCAAAAAGGAGAUGUCCAGAAGACUGUCAAACUCUUCCAGGCAGAACCUUGCUGUGCCAUCAAAGACAACAGAGGCAAUAUCCAUGAGAUUAAAUCCAUCUGCAGGGAGGAGAUCAACAGCAGCAACAUCAGCACUGCCCGCUGGCUUUUUGAAACCCAGCCAUUGGACCUCAUUAAUAAGGGAACUGAUGGGGUUAAAAUAAUUCGGGGUAUAUCUCUGGAAGAGGGGAAUCGAGGAGGAGUUGAUCAGAAGAGGUGGAUGUUUGAAACUCAGUCAUUUGACACAAUACAAGAGGUCAUUGGAGAAGACAUGUUUGAAGGAACGGUGGAUGAAAGCACAGGAGAGGCCGAUGUCCUAAACAAGAGGAAGCUCUUUGAGAUGCAGCCCUUGGCAGCGCUGAAAGGAGAUUCUGAAGAAAAGCCUUUGGAAAAAGAAGAAAUUAUUGCAGGUGAUGUCAAGACGUCUAUGUGGCUGUUUGAAACUCAACCCAUGGAGACCCUUAAUGAUAGCUACGAAGUUGGCCGUUUGAAGAAAGUUACUCUUUCAGCUGAAGAACAAGGUGAAGUCAAAGGCAAAAAACAGAUGUUUGAGAGAUGCAGUACUCAAAAGAACACCCAAUCCAAGGAACAAGAGAUUGAAAAGGGUGAUGUGAAGGGAUUCAAAAAUCUUUUUGAAACAAUUCCUCUGAGCAAAAUUGCUCAUUCUGAUGAAGAAAUAAUUGAGGAGGAAAAAUCUAUUGCAGCAGGAAACGUAAAAGGUAACAACGCAAUGUUUGAGACAACUCCUUUGUAUGCAAUAAAGGACAGCUCUGGAAACCUCCAUACAGUCACAACAGUAAGCAGAGAAGAAUUAAUCAAAGGGAAGGUCCAAAACUAUAAAUGGAUGUUUGAGACCAAGCCUUUAGACAAGCUUGCAGAGGGAAAAGGAAAUGUAGAGGUGAUAAAAGGCAUCACCAGACAGGAAGAUAUGAUGGCCGAUGUCAAUAUGGCGAAGUGGCUUUUUGAAACCCAAACAAUAGAUGGGAUCCAUUCUAAGUUCAACCAGAGAGAGCAGGAUGCAUCUGUAGAAGAGGAACCUCGAAAAGGUGAUGUCAAGAAAUGUACUUGGUUAUUUGAGACCCAACCAAUGGAUAUUUUGUAUGACAAAUCUGAACAAGUAAAUGCUAAAGAAGCCAUUGACAAAACCAACGUCAAGUCCAUUACUUGGCUUUUUGAAUCACAGCCUCUAGAAAGCAUUAAAGAUGGCGAAGAGUACAACUUGAAACUAUGCAACACCAUAAAGGAUUCUGUUAAAUCUGAAGUUGGUGUUCAAACAGUCAAACAUGUUUUUGAAACUGAACCGUUGGAUAGCAUUAGAAAGGAUGCAAAUUCUGAGCACAAUGAGAGACGUGUCAGCCAGGUCAACUUUCAGUCUGGAGAUGUCUCACGAGUCAAAGAACUGUUUGAAUCCCAGUCCAUUGAUGAAAUAGGAUCAGUAAUGGUGACAUCCAAUGAACAGAACCAAGAUGAACACCUCGAAAAAGGUUCUGUACACAAAUGUACUUGGAUGUUUGAAAACUGUCCAAUGAACCAGAUGAAUGAGGGCAAUGAGGAUGGAAGCAUUCGGAGAGUCAGCACUGUAGAAGGUGGGGAUGUACAGAACAAAAGGUUUAUAUUUGAAACCUCCUCAUUGGACAAAAUCCACAACCAACCCCUUGAACUGAUGUCCGACUCUGUGGAAGAGCCUCCAAGCAAUGUUGAUGUGAAGUCAAGCACCAUGCUGUUUGAGUCCCUGCCACUGUAUGCGAUCAGGGACAAAGAAGGCCAGUUUCAUGAAGUAACAACUGUGAAGAAAGAGGAGGUAAUGAGUGGUGAUGUAAGAGGAGCAAGGUGGAUGUUUGAGACAAAACCCCUUGACGCUAUCAAGGCAGAGAAGGAGGUUUACGUGAUCCGAGCUGUUACACAAGAAGAUGUCAAGAAAGGAGAUGUCAAAUCCGCAAGAUGGAAGUUUGAGACACAACCUUUGGACUCACUUACCAGCCGAGAUGAGCUCUCUGUGAGGGUUAUUGAAGACUUUGGGAGCAAUAAUGUGCAGCUAAAUAAACAGAUAUUUGAAUCUGAGAAGUCAUGCCAGAAGUUCACACGAAUGGUUAGUGUCACUGACGUCCAGCGGGGUGAUGUCAGAACCUCCACCUGGCUCUUUGAGAAUCAAACCAUUGACAGUCUGAAAGGAGAACUUCAGGAGCAAGGUCCAGUACAAGCAGUACACAGGGAAGACAGCCAGAAAGGGGAUGUUAAACGCUGCACGUGGCUGUUUGAAUCACAGCCACUGGACAAGAUCAAGGAGCCUGAGGAUACUUCAGUGCAAGGUACUGAGGAGGAAAUGCCCAAAUCUGAUGUUAAGUGCACAACCUGGCUCUUCGAGACAACUCCACUGGACAAAAUCAUUGCCAACAGUAUUGCUGACACCCUGUCCUAUCUUUACCAAAUGACUUUUGUUCAUUCAAGUGGCAUCAUAAUAGAAGCAAAUGAAAGCAGAAAUGUUAACAUGGCAAAAUAUCAGCUUGAAAGCAAUAAAGGUGUGCAAAUCCAGAAAGAAGAGGUUGUUGGUGGUAACAUCAGGAACAUCAUGUCACAGCUUCUACUCAAACCAACUCUGAAGCCCCAAGUUAGUCUUCUUAGAGAAGUGGAGAAGGGUAAAGUGAAUACCACCGUCGUAGAACUUCCAGUCUACCACUCAUCCACAACUAUCAACCUCGAGAGGGAUACAAGAAUACAAAACAUUGUCCAGAUGAUCGAUGAAUUCCUUUCCGAAGAUAAGGAUUUGAAAAAUGGAAUCAUCAUGCAAGAGACUGCAGGGGGCCAAGCAGAGAUGUCAGUUUAUUCACUCAUCUGCAAUUCUGAAACCAAAACUGAGAGUCACGUUAUUGAGAAGGGGGACGUUAGGUCUACGAUCGGAAAUCUAUUAGCUACGGCCAAUAGUCAGAGGACUGCAGUGUCGUGUAGGGUGGAUGAAAAUGAAAAGGGAAAUGUCAAUCUGUACAAAAGUUGCAUUGAGAAAGGAGAUCUGAACUAUCUGAAAAGUCUUCACACUGAGGCAAUAGGAGAUGAAGUUGAUCACUGCCAUCUGUCUGAGGAGCCCCUUGAAAUAGUUCAGGGGGAUGUAAAGGAAGCAAUGAGAAACCUCUGUCAACAAAAAGAGCAGGUGGAGCGAACCAUUUCUGAUGUUUUGCCAGGGGAUGUAAAGAACACCAAAAAAGUGUUUUUGACGGAGUGCCCUCUUGGUGUUGAAAACUACCAUCCAAAAGAAGAAAUAAUCCCUGGGGAUAUCUUAUCAGCAAAGCAACAACUUGCUUUGAUGCAACAUGCCGUGGUGGAAAAAGAGGACAUUGUGGCUGGCGACAUCAAGGCAACAAUGCAGUCAUUAGAACGUGCAAAGAAACAGAGCAUGUGUGUGGAGCGGGAAAUUGUUAAACCUGGAACUAUCUAUGAUAUGAACUUGUCAGGUCCUGAAAUAGAAGGAAGUCAAGCCCAAAAAGAAGUUAUUCUAGCCGGAGAUGUGAAAGCAGCCAAAAAGUCUCUUGAGUUUGCUAAGCAGCAAAGCCUGCAUCUGGAGCGUGAAGUCAUUGUCCCUGGAAAAAUAUACAACCUGAAUGUCACAGCACAAGAGGAAAGCUCCUCUACAGUGAUGCAAUCUGCAUGUUCGUCUACCUCCAGAAGCCAGCAAACCAAGACUUAUCCAAAGUAACCUGUGAAGGACAACCAUCGCUAACAACACAGAAUUCAACGACCCACCCUGUAGCAAAUGGAAACUCUAGAUCCUCCAGCUCUGUGUGUGAAGCUCCACCUCCACUCCCUCAAAAGACAAGUGAGAAACUGCAGGAGCAGAAGCCAGCUUUACCACCAAAGCCACAAUGGAUCAAAUCUGUAGUUGUAGAAGAUGAGAAUAUUUUAGCUGCUCCCAACGUCCCUUGCAUCAUUACAGACAACAUAGAACGCGCAGACAUCUUUCCAAAACCAAAGAAAAGCUUUCCCAAGCCUUCUCCAGAUAAACUUUCGGAAAACACAACACAUGGCCAAACCAGUAAAGAGGCCUUACAUGAAACAUCACACCAAAACUGUAUUGAAGCAUUCUAUGACUCAAAUAAAACACAAGAAAGUCUACCAACCCACUCAAAGGUUCAGGAAAAUAAGAAGCAAAAGAAAA